This is a messenger RNA of Carassius auratus (goldfish), 1605 nucleotides long. RefSeq names its product caveolin-2-like. Lineage: Eukaryota; Metazoa; Chordata; Actinopteri; Cypriniformes; Cyprinidae. The record is from RefSeq and is a predicted model, not a curated record. Gene Ontology annotation, biological process: negative regulation of endothelial cell proliferation; insulin receptor signaling pathway; regulation of cytosolic calcium ion concentration. The transcript is spliced from 3 exons. The coding region runs from base 1 to 477 and encodes 158 amino acids. Gene Ontology annotation, molecular function: protein kinase binding; molecular adaptor activity. Gene Ontology annotation, cellular component: sarcolemma; focal adhesion; Golgi apparatus.
AUGGGACUUGAAAAAGAAAAAAUGGAAAUAAACGUAAUUAUGGAUGAGGAUGAAUUCAAUAGAUCGAUUGAACCUAUACUGGGAAAAAAGCCGAGCGUCCCGGACAGAGAUCCUGAAAAUAUUAACGCGCACCUAAAGGUUGGUUUUGAAGACAUCAUUGCUGAACCCAUCUCCACGCACAGCUUUGACAAAGUGUGGAUCGGCAGUCAUGCUGUGUUUGAGCUGGUGAAAUUCAUCUUCUACCGGUUCCUCACCACGUUUCUGGCCAUUCCCAUGGCAUUCAUUGCAGGGAUUGUUUUCGGGAUCCUCAGCUGUAUACAUAUUUGGGUGGUGAUGCCAGUGAUCCAGGGCUGUAUGAUGACACUGCCCUCCAUCCACGUGAUCUGGACCAGCCUGAUGGACAUGUUUAUAGGGCCGUUCUUCUUCAGCAUUGGACGCUGCUUGUCGUCCAUUAAUGUCAAGACUGUGCAAAACUGAGCAAAUCUAAAUCAGCAAAGAAGUGUUGCCGAAUCUCUAUCACGAUGUUGUGGCCUCCUGUUGGAGGAUUAUUAGCUGAAGGAUCAUUUAUUCUGGACUUCUGAAGUACAGAGAAUAGAAAGAAGUUUUCUUUCAUUUCAAUGCACAGUUGCAAUAUUCAUUCCGUUGUUUUGGCACUGACACGUCACCCUCGUAAUGGGCGGCGUUAGUGCUGACAUGCUUUUUCAGUACUGUUAUGUAAGUCUAAUUAAGCUUUUGUUAUAUAUAUAAUAUAUAUAUAUAUUUCAAGAUUUUUCAAAGAUUAUAAUGUAAUGAUUGAGAUUUUAGCCUUAAAGCAAUAGGUCAUCCAAAAAUGAAUAUGUGCUGAAAAUGAAAUCACCCUCAUGCCAUCAAAGUUUUUUAUCUACUGUUUAGACUCUCAUUCUGACGGCACCCAUUCACUGCAGAGGAUCCAUUGGUGAGCAAGUAUAGUAAUGCUAAAUUUUACCAAAAUUAGUUUGGCAGAAGAAACUCAUCUGUACAUAUUCGAUUGCCUGAGUGUGAGUCAAGUGUUAACAAAUGUUCAUUUAAGGGUGAACUAUUACUUUAAGAUAUCGUGUUACUACAUGAUAUGUAACACUGCAAUAAGCGUAUCAUGUACUUGUAAGGAAAAAAAUGAUGCAACUACUUCCAAUAGGGCUGUAGUGUUGUGCGAUUUCUGAGCUAAUAUUUAUAUUGUUUGGAGAUGAUUUAGCAAGAAGAGUAAAUUAAAUGAUUUGAUAACUGUGUAUAAACUAUUUAUGGUUGUUAGGUGCAUUCCUAUCUUAAAGAGCAUUUCUAUACUAAUAUAACACAUUUUCUUCUGUAUUAAUGACUUCUUUAUAUAAUGAUAAAAAAGCACCCAAAUGGCGAUUAGUUUGACUUGCAAAGCCAGAAAGACAUGCUGUUUGCCAUUGAUUGUGCUUUGAGUGGCUCCGCAGAAUAAAUGGAAUAUUUGACUGUGCAAUGGAACAUUAGAGGCUCAGGUGCCGUUUCCUCACCCAUGAUGAAUGAUGUCAUGUAGCAAACAUGCUGAACACAGCUCAGCUUAUGAAAGACAGCACUAAAUGUCUCUCAUUUCAGCAAAUAAAAUUAUUUUUGGAAGUUAAA